Molecule: messenger RNA, 5831 nt
Organism: Pongo pygmaeus (Bornean orangutan)
Lineage: Eukaryota; Metazoa; Chordata; Mammalia; Primates; Hominidae
Gene: CILK1
Product: ciliogenesis associated kinase 1
Exons: 13
Coding region: 34-2007 (657 amino acids)
Biological process (GO): protein phosphorylation
Molecular function (GO): protein kinase activity; ATP binding
Source: RefSeq, a predicted model, not a curated record
GUGAGAUGAGUGUCCGGCCUGAGCAGGCACACCAUGAAUAGAUACACAACAAUCAGGCAGCUCGGGGAUGGAACCUACGGUUCCGUCCUGCUGGGAAGAAGCAUUGAGUCUGGGGAGCUGAUCGCUAUUAAAAAAAUGAAAAGAAAAUUUUACUCCUGGGAGGAAUGCAUGAACCUUCGGGAGGUUAAGUCUUUAAAGAAGCUCAACCAUGCCAAUGUAGUCAAAUUAAAAGAAGUUAUCAGGGAAAAUGAUCAUCUUUAUUUUAUCUUCGAGUACAUGAAGGAAAAUCUUUACCAGCUCAUUAAAGAGAGAAAUAAGUUGUUUCCUGAGUCUGCUAUAAGGAAUAUCAUGUAUCAGAUAUUACAAGGACUUGCAUUUAUUCACAAACACGAGAGCAAUACAAUCGCAAAGAAUAAUACGGAAGCGAACUUGCAUUUGGAUUUCUUCUCCUCUACUGUCUCUAUAGGCUUCUUUCAUCGAGACUUAAAGCCUGAGAACCUCCUCUGCAUGGGACCAGAACUUGUGAAAAUUGCAGACUUUGGUUUGGCCCGAGAAAUACGAUCAAAACCUCCAUAUACAGAUUAUGUAUCUACCAGAUGGUACAGGGCUCCAGAAGUACUCCUGAGGUCUACCAACUACAGCUCCCCCAUUGAUGUCUGGGCCGUGGGCUGCAUCAUGGCAGAAGUUUACACCCUCAGGCCGCUAUUCCCUGGAGCCAGUGAAAUUGACACAAUAUUCAAAAUUUGCCAAGUGCUGGGGACACCAAAAAAGACUGACUGGCCUGAAGGCUAUCAACUUUCAAGUGCAAUGAACUUCCGUUGGCCGCAGUGUGUACCCAAUAACUUAAAGACCUUGAUUCCCAAUGCUAGCAGUGAAGCAAUCCAGCUCCUGAGAGACAUGCUUCAGUGGGAUCCCAAGAAACGACCAACAGCUAGUCAGGCACUUCGAUAUCCUUACUUCCAAGUUGGACACCCACUAGGCAGCACCACACAAAACCUUCAGGAUUCAGAAAAACCACAGAAAGGCAUCCUGGAAAAGGCAGGCCCACCUCCUCAUAUUAAGCCAGUCCCACCUGCCCAGCCGCCAACCAAGCCACACACACGAAUUUCUUCACGACAACAUCAAGCCAGCCAGCCCCCUCUGCAUCUCACGUACCCCUACAAAGCAGAGAUCUCCAGGACAGAUCACCCAAGCCAUCUCCAGGAGGACAAGCCAAGCCCGUUGCUUUUCCCGUCCCUCCACAACAAGCAUCCCCAGUCGAAAAUCGCAGCUGGCCUGGAGCACAAAAAUGGUGAGAUAAAGCCAAAGAGUAGGAGAAGGUGGGGUCUUAUUUCUAGGUCAACAAAGGAUUCAGAUGAUUGGGCUGACUUGGAUGACUUGGAUUUCAGUCCAUCCCUCAGCAGGAUUGACCUGAAAAACAAGAAAAGACAGAAUGAUGACCCUCUCUGCAGGUUUGAGAGUGUUUUGGACCUGAAGCCCUCUGAGCCUGUAGGCACAGGAAACAGUGCCCCCACCCAGAUGUCAUAUCAGCGGCGAGACACGCCCACUCUGAGAUCUGCAGCCAAGCAGCACUAUUUGAAGCACUCUCGAUACUUGCCUGGGAUCAAUAUAAGAAAUGGCAUACUCUCGAAUCCAGGCAAGGACUUUAUUCCACCUAAUCCAUGGUCUAGUUCUGGCUUGUCUGGAAAAUCUUCGGGGACAGUGUCAGUAAUCAGCAAAGUAAAUUCAGUUGGUUCCAGCUCUACAAGUUCUAGUGGACUGACUGGAAACUAUGUCCCUUCCUUUCUGAAAAAAGAAAUCGGUUCUGCUGUGCAGAGGGUACACCUAGCACCUAUUCCAGACCCUUCCCCUGGUUAUUCCUCCCUGAAGGCCAUGAGACCUCAUCCUGGGCGACCAUUCUUCCACACCCAGCCUAGAAGCACUCCUGGGUUGAUACCACGGCCUCCAGCCGCCCAGCCAGUGCAUGGCCGGACAGACUGGGCUUCCAAGUACGCAUCUCAGCGAUGACUAUCUGCCUUGGUGAUGAAUCUCUUCAUAGGGAGAAGCAGGACACUUUCCCUCAGCUGACUGGUGUUCUACCUGCAAGAUGUGCAGAGGGCAUAAAAGCAAAUCAACACUUUAUAGUUAUUCUUCUGAACUAAGACAUGUCAAUAUUCUUUUUUAAAGUUUUUUUUAAAAAUAUUGAUUUGAAUGCAGUAGGCUUUUUUGUAUAAAAUUAUUUUAUUCUAAAACUGGGUCCCAUUAUUUUCUUAAACAACAGCAUUUUGUAUAUAUGGAUUAUGUUUUAGCAUUUUAUACAGUCAACUUUGUAAUGAACUUUUUGAAAAUUAAUUGAUUUUCCUUUGGGGUUCCAGAUAAUAUUUUCUACAGAUUUUGAAAAAUAUAAUAAUAUUAAUGCAGUAUUGCAACAGGGGUGCAAUUUAAGGCUAUGUGAUAGAGGGUUAUUUACUCAGUGGGUGCAGAUAUUUAUGAAGUGGUUAAAUUUCAAGUGUGGCUCACUAGGUACUUCAGGCCUUCUUGGACUGUUGUUAGAAAAGUGAUCCUCUGCUUUUCUUAAUAGGUCAUUGGUUUGAUUUUUGGAUACCACUCUGCUGUUCUAAAAGGACUAUUAUAUAAUUCACUUUGUUUUACUUUUGUUCCCCAGAUGAAAGAACGCUAAGUAAAUACAUUUUUAAAAAUUUUUCUGACACUCUUUAAUGUGGUUGCAGAUCUCAGAUGAAACCAAGCUUAAUUAUACUAUGCCAUUAUAUUCUAAUUUAUUCCAUUUUUGAAAUCAAGUUGUAUGUGUACCAAUAAAAGGAGAGCUUUCUGCUUCAAAAGGCUCUCAACAUGAAGGUUAACACAGUCCAUCAAACUUACAUUCCUGCCAAGAUGCAUGGCCAAAAAACUAAGUAUCAAAGCAGCAGAAGGUUUUUGAUUAUAGUAACUGAGAUGGAAUUUUGCGUCUAGCUCAGUUCUCCAGAUCUGGCUAGGAGCAGUCAAUGACUAAUCUUCUGUCCUAGCCAAAUUCUCAGGACAAUUUGGGGAGCAGAAAGAGUUAUGGCAGAGGUUCCACUCAUCUAUGAAGUCACAGUCACGUGCCACAUUUGAUAUCCUAACCCUGGUGUAGUUUCUUUCAAGAGUGAGAACUUUAUUUGUUGGGCAGAGGCUGUUCCAUUGAGAGGAAUGUUUACAGCAAUUUCAAAAAUGACAAAGCCAUUUUGGAGACAGAAAAAGACAAAAGAUCCAGUCUCAUCCAUCUCUAUAUGGUACAUUUGCCUCACUUAUGGUUGCCUUAAAGGCAAGAGGGAAGGUCACCAUCAGUGAACGCAAUGCAAUCUCAACAGUCUAUUGAUUCAUAUUCUCCUACGGCUCAAACUACUCUCUAUUGGUUCCAGGAUAAUGACAAAUUGAACCAUAUGUAAGUAAUCUUUUUUUUUUUUUGAGACGGAGUCUCACUCUAUCGCCCAGGCUGGAGUGCAGUGGUGUGAUCUUGGCUCUCUGCAACCUCCGCCUCCCAGGUUCAAGCAAUUCUCCUGCCUCAGCCUCCUGAGUAACUAGGACUACAGGCACCCGCCACCACGCCCAGCUAAUUUUUGCAUUUUUAUUAGAGAUGGGGUUUCACCGUGUUAGCCAGGACGGCCUCGAUCUCCUGACCUCAUGAUCCACCCUACUCCACCUCCCAAAGUACUGGGAUUACAGGCAUGAGCCACCGCACCCAGCCAAGUGAUCAUUUUUAUAGGUUAAAAUGAUAGGUGAAAUGAAUAUAGACACUUUCAUAUGGUUCAACCUAAUGACUUGGUAAAUUAUUGCCUUGGUGUAUUAAUAAUAUGUUGCAUUCUGAACAAAUUACCAUGGCUUCCAAAGGGCCCUAACCUAAAAUCAGAGAGUAAUUUAUGCUUUGGAGAAUCUGACUCAAAAAUAUACUUGACCAAACACCAUGAUCCCUAGGGGCAUGAGAAAAGCACAUAAUGGAUGUGGAUGUGAUAGGUGGUCUUUUCCUGUUAACAAGCUGGCAGCAAAGCUUCAGAAAAUAUAUAUGCAAGCACAACUUGAAGCUGAAUUCAUUUCUGUAUUAUAUUCUCAACUCGUUAUCUAAAGCAUCAGAAAAUGUGUUUUCAGAGUCCUUUACUAUAAGGUUAAUAUUUAUUUUCAUUUUCUGUAUUAUAUAUGAAAAGUAAAUUAAUGUGAAACCUUGCCCAGCUUGCUGGAAAGCAGGUUUUAAAUUGUAAAUAUUCCUUAGAGGAGCAAAUGGAUUGUUUAAUACCAUAGUCUCGGUAAUCUAGCUUAUAUAAGGUCAUUACAUUUUUUAAUUGAAAAACCUAGUUACCUGAUUAUUACACAUUAUAAAAUUGUUUUUCUAAUACUUUACAGGGCCCAACUUCAGAAAAUACUUUGCUUUCUUCUUUUUACGCUUUCCUUUGUUUACCAGCAAACAACUUCCCUGGGGAAGCCAAACACAUAUUCAUAAAAAAAAUCAAGUAGCUGAUGUGCAGUUGAGAAAACGAAAGGACUGCAAAAACAAAUUCUAACUAGCAAAUGCUGUGAAGUACUCUUCCUCCCCUUCUCUGAAAUGGGUAAAGGACAAAUUGUGUAAAAAACCUAUGCACUAUAGAAGGGAAUAGUAACCAUUUCUUUUGUCUCUCUGUUUCUGUUCUGACUGAGAAUCUGUGCAGCCAUUUCUUGUUACCUCUAUUUUAUGUUACUAUAGAAUUAUGAAAUGUAAUGUAAGACACCAACAGAAAUGAUAUACCUGUAACUACCUAUCAGGACUAUACCUCAUUUACAGUCAGAAAGCUUACUGGGAUGUCAGGAAAUGAUACAGGGUUGGUUCUCAUUUUGUGCCGAAAUGAGACAGAAGUUCAGUGAUGAAGGUGUGUUGUGGGGGUAUUGAUGUGCCCCAGGUAGUGCCAGCAGAGCAGGGAAAACUGCAUUUUCAUAAAAACUACUCUUGACAUGAUCGUUCAUUUUACAAAAAAAUUCCAUUAAUUACCAAGCCCUCAGCCAGCUCAUGUGUGAUAGGAUUUAUGUAGGAAGAAACUUGAUUUUCAAAUAAUUUUUUAAAUGUAUCUCUUGCCUAAAGGACUAUAUACAUCUAAUAAAGUAACGCUGUGUCAUCUUCUGGAGUUAUCAAAAAUUGUAUACAAUCAAGACAACACAAAAUAAGAAUUAUUUUAUUUUUAAGUGCAAAUACAGGUACUGUUGGAGUUGAUGGGCACCAUGCUUUCUCAUGAAGUAGCAUUUCCCUACAAUCAAGCCAUUGUUUUGUGCCAUUCAGGAGAGGAAAAAAAGGAAUUUAUGCUGUACAUUUCAGUUCAGUGUAUGACCAAAAGCAAUAUGUUUAUAAGAAGAUGUUUGACAUACUAAUUAUUUUAUAUCAUUUAAACCAUACUGUAGCAACAUAAUAUAUGGAGCUAAUUUUUAGAAUUAUAUUUACGAUUUCCAACCAAAUGUACUGUACUGUUAUAUAAUUUAUUGUGAGGACCUUCUCAUGGAAACCAUUAGGAAGACAAACUAGAGGUAAAUAUCACAUUAAUCUGUAUUAUCAGUUUCUCAUAGACACUGUGCUAAUGUGAAUUUUAAAUGACCUGCAUCAAGUCUUCUGAUCUCAGAUAACUCAGUACAGAUAGCAAUUAGUCACCUGAUUUGAUUACAAUGGAGUAACCGACAAUAUAUUUAUUUAUAAAGCACAUAUUCAUAAUAAUGAGAAGAAUUCAGAAAACCACUUAAGCAAGACCCUUCUGAAAUAAAAAAUGUUGCUUUUUAAAUAGUUUGUCCUAAGGUGUUUAAAAAUGUCAACCUUAUGUAAGGAAAAAUUUCCUGGUCCAAAUAAAGUUGAAGUUUAAGAAAAA